Haliotis rufescens (red abalone) is the source of this 3372-nucleotide messenger RNA. RefSeq names its product golgin subfamily A member 1-like. The transcript is spliced from 23 exons. The record is from RefSeq and is a predicted model, not a curated record. Gene Ontology annotation, cellular component: Golgi apparatus. Bases 296 to 2965 code for a protein of 889 amino acids. NCBI's taxonomy places the organism in Eukaryota, Metazoa, Mollusca, Gastropoda, Lepetellida, Haliotidae.
GUUAUCUGUCAUGGCCGACUUGUUGAAGUUCCUGCCAGGCUGGCCAGAUUUUUGAGGAAUAUGUCACAGUUAGGAUUAAUUCUUUGAAGUGUUAUUCACAUUUAGUUGCAAAAAAAAUACAGAGUGUGUAUAUAUUGUUGACUCGAUCCAACACAAAAUCUAUGAUCAACAGGCGUCUUGCAAACUAGGCAAACCGGUAGAUUCUUCGGUGGAACAAGGAACGCCAUCGCAUUUGAUGUAGUCUAUAUGUCUCUGUCAUUCAUCUAAGAAUCAGAAGGACAGAUAAGACACCAGAAUGUUUGCAAAGUUGAAGAAAAAGAUCAAGGAUGAAAGCGGAAGUGUUGUGGACGGAGAUAAAACCUUCCUGCCACCACCCUUUCCAGGACAUGCCAGUCCAAUAAGGCGAAGUUCAUCCACGGCGACCUUGACCCAGAGUUUCAACAGGGAUCCCUUCAUGUCCGGAGACUCUGGAAUGAGUGGAGCUGCAUCCCCUGCCAGUCAGUCCAGCGAAGACUGUCCGAUGCCAGACUCGUCACGGGAGGAGGUGGUGAUGAUGCUGUUGAAGCGGACGGAGCAGUGCAAGAAGAUGGAGUCUAAGAUCAGUGAGUAUGCAGCCCUCAUUAAGGAGAAGAACAAGGCCAUCGACCGGCUGGAGACUGAAGCGGAGAAACAGCAGGAAGUGACCAAUCAGAAGCUAGAUGAGCAGAGCCAGGAACUUAAGGCCAAGUUUGCUGAGUUUGUUGAGGCCCACAAAAAGGAGCUGGCCGAGAAAGACGAGGAAAUGAAAGAAAAAAUUAAUGCCUUAAAUAAGAGGAACACAGAGCUGGCAGCCAACCUUAAGCAAGAGGAAGAUUACAAACACCGGCUGUUUCAGCGGGAGGAAGAACAGGAUGAGGUGCAAGGUCUCACCACCCAGGAACUGGCCAAAGUCAAACACAUGCUGCUGAUCACGCAGGAGGAUUUGUCCCAGUGUCGAGGCGAACUGACGUCAAUCACAGACAAACAUCGAGAAACGGAGAAAUCUCUCAAUGAAGCUCAGAAUCAACUCACAAACCUUAAAACUAAAAUGGAGGAUCUGGAGAAAGAGAAUACUCGUCUGACGGAAGUCAAUGAGCAGCACAUGAAUGUGGUUGGUGUCAUGACGACGGAGAAGGCCGUGUUUCAGAAGCGUCUGGAUGAAGUGAACUCACAACUAACUGCGAAAAUUAACCAGAUGUCAAAACUGACUGCAGAAUAUUCCGAGCAGGAGAACGAGCACAAGGCUUUGCAAAGGAGCUCAGAAGUCCAUAAGAACAAGACCAGCAAGCUUAUCUCUGAGAAGGAUGACCACAUUGAACAGCUACAGGAACGCAUCAAGAUGCUGGAACAGCGGUCACAUGACCACACACUGUCGGGGGACGACAGGGUCAAGGCCAUUGAAGUAGAGCGUGACAGUUUGGAGCACAAGCUGACCGAGAGUCGUCAACAGCUGACCGACAUCAAGUCAACGUGGAGUGACAAGAUCACACAUCUGGAGGAACAGAUUUCUCACCUCAACGUUAAAAUAGUUGAGGAUAAUGAGGAGAUGGCCAAUCUACAACAUGACUGUGAAAACAUGCAAGAAAACUUUCAUAAACAGAUAGAGGAGCUGCAACACAGUGUGGAGGAUGCAGAGAAGCGGGCCUUUGAGAGCUGGGAGCUGGCCAGUCAGAAGGACAGGCAGUACGAGAAGCAGAAGCAUGAGCUUGAGGUGGAGCUCCAGAAGGCAAGGCUGAAUGCAAUUGACAGCGAGUCCGGACUCCGGGCCAAGAUCACCGCCCUGGAGACCCAGCUGAUGGAGAUGGAGACAGCCAGAGACCAUAUGAAGAAUGAAGCUGACCAGAAAAUAGCUCAGCUGGAGGCGAGGGAGCAGGAGGUUCUGGAGGAACACAUGAAGCUGGAGAAGCAGCUGAAGACACUGGAGGUGGACCACAGCAGGAUACAGACGGAGUACGCCGACAAGAUGGAGGAGAGUUCAAGGCUGCAGACAUCCAUGGAGGACAAACGUCAGAGUGAGACCACGCUCCUGGAGAAGGUGUCUGGUCUGGAGGUGGAGGUGCAGUCAGUGACGGAAACACUGGAGAACCUGAAGAGGAACCUCAAGUCAGGGCAGGCAGAACUGAAGGAGAGUAAUAAGGAGAAGGAUGAGCUGUUGGUGCGCAACGCAGAACUAUCACAACAGCUAGAAAGCAGGAGACAGCAGGCAGCUGAGAAGGAGCUCCACCUGGUGGCAGAAAUCCGAGAGAAAGGGGAGACAAUCACAUCCUUGCAGCAGACUGUCAGUCAGCUUGAGGAGAAAGUAGCACAGUAUCACAAACAGUGUACAGAUUAUGAGACAAAGAAGUCUGAAGACCAGGUCACCACGGCAACAGUGGGCGGGCUACAGACGGAGAUUACCGAUCUGCAGAAUCAGCUCACAGACAAGAACAGGGCCCUGAAGAAGCAGGAACAGACUCUAAAGGACCUGAGGAUCACCCUGCAGCGGGAACUCAAGGUCCAGGCUCUCCCGAACGACGACUCCUCCGAGCUGGUCGACUCGCACUCACCCCUGCCAAAUAGAAAGUUUGACUCUAACAGACGCUUCCAAGCAGACAUGUUGUUAGCUGGCUUGGGGUCAGGGUCAAGGGGUCAGAGUCACGUGCAGAUGGCGGCGUCAGGGAUUCUCAAUGAGGAUGAUGCCAAGCUCCGGAGCGGGACAGUGGGGAUCCGGCAGGAGCUGGACAAAGAUGUCAACUUUCAGUAUCUCAAACACGUCAUCCUGAAGUUCAUGCUGAGUCGGGAGUCUGAGGCAAUGAAGCUGGUGAAGGCUAUCGCCAUGUUGUUACACUUCAGUCGCGAUGAGCAGGAACUCAUCAAACAAACUCUCGAAUACAAAAUGUCAUGGUUUGGGUCCAGGCCGUCUCUAGGCAAAGGUCAAACAUCCAAGGUCAUCCCUCCAUCAUACUGACAUUUGUCAGCCUCGGUCAUCUUGAUUUGAACUCGCCGUCAUCCUACCUAGUGACUUUGAUGGGAGAAGUGGUUGUGUCAUUGGGGAGAAUUCAUGUUCAGACAUUGUUUGAAAGUAUGACCGACAUGAUAUAAAUGAUAUUGAAGUAUGACUGUCAUGAUAUGAGUGAUAUUGAAGUAUGACUGUCAUGAUAUGAAUGAUAUUGAAGUAUGACCAACAUGAUAUGAAUGAUAUUAAAGUAUGACUGGCGUGAUAUGAAUGAUAUUAAAGUAUGACCGGCGUGAUAUGAAUGAUAUGAGAGUAUGACUGAUGUGACCAUGACUGUGAGUCAUGUCACAUUAUUGUUAUCUACAUGUGUUGGGGGAUGAAUGUGUAAUUAUAUACUGUGAUAAACAUUAUUUAUUCCA